Messenger RNA from Lachancea meyersii CBS 8951, 2433 nucleotides. The record is from the annotation of a GenBank genome assembly. NCBI's taxonomy places the organism in Eukaryota, Fungi, Ascomycota, Saccharomycetes, Saccharomycetales, Saccharomycetaceae.
AUGGACAUUGAACAGCCCAACUACGAUGCAGAACCGGCAUUGAAGAGUAUUUUAGGAUCAUCCAGCUCACUCAACGAUAUAGACGAACUUAUUCAUGCUACAAGAGCCCUGAAAUUCCAACUAGAGGACGAGAUAGUUGCAGGUCUUCCUGAGGAUAAAUCCAACGAUCAGACACUCAAGUCAUCGGAAUUGCUAUCCGAGUUUCAAACACUGCUGGCAGAAGUCGGGCAGAUCACCUCUCUUUCGCAAGCAACCGAGAGAACGAUCUCGCAGCUCACAAAAGACAUUUCUCAAUUAGAUAAUGCCAAACGCAAUCUUUCACGGUCCAUGACAUUCUUCCAGAAUCUUGAGCAGCUCACAGUGUUUUACUUCCAAUGUCGAAAUCUACUCGAAUCUAAAGACUUCAAGGGCAUGCGCCCUUCUUACAAUGUCAUGAGCGGCCUUGUGACGUACUUUCAGGACUACAAAUCUGUGGAAGAAAUUGGUUACAUCGUGGCCAAAGUAUCUCGGCUGCAAACAGAAACCUUGGGCGAAGUAAAGAAGGUUUACCAUGAUCUUCUGACCUCUCGCUCCAUCGCAAAGAAAGACUUCGACGAGUCGAUGCUUAGGGACGGGGCGUGUGCCCUGUUGGAAACCAAUACGGGUGCCAAAGCUAAACUGAUAGACUGGGCUGUUAACAAGCUUCUAUAUGAACUGACAGAAAUAUUUCAAGUUGACGACGAAGCUGGCUCCUUAGAAAACCUUUCCAGACGCUACGUGUACUUCAAGAAGGUUCUGAACAGUUUCAAUUCUGAGCUAGCUCAAACAUUUCCCAAAAAUUGGGAUAUGCCGAUAAAGAUUACGACUAAAUUUUACGCGAUCACCGGAAAGGAUCUGGACAUCUUGCUGAAGCGCGAGCUCGAAGUGAAACCUUCCAUCGACGUAUUUAUGGGAGCGUUGCAGACAACGCUGGAAUUCGAAAAGUACAUUGGCGUGAAGUUCGCCAACCGCUUAAACACCGAAGACAACGUGGAGCGAAUUUCAAAGUCUUUUGAACCUUACCUAGUGCUGUGGAUCCAGCAUCAAGAAUCUCUAAUGAAUUCAAAGAUUCUAAAUUACAUGGCGGAAGACAAGCGUUCUCAGUCAUCGGACUCAUUGGUUCUUCCGUCCAGUGCAGACCUGUUUAGAACGUAUCGGUCACUUCUGUCUCAGACCCUCGAGCUGAUCCAGAGUGGUGAUGGAAGGGACCAAAUGCUUUUUGAGCUGGCAGCUUUUUUCAACACAUGGCUCAAGACCUAUCUGGAGAAGAUUUUACGACCCUUGUUGGUCCCGCCAAAUGCUAGAAUUGAAAAUAAAGAAGAGGCCAUGACCUACACUCUCCUUGUUCUUAAUACUGCUGAUUAUUGCUCGACAACAAUAAGGCAAUUAGAAGACAAAUUGAUUGAGUAUCUAUCCGACGACAAAAAAUUGAACCAACCAUUUGACAAGGUUCAUAUGCAGUACGGAGCGAUCGUAUCGAGUGCGAUGGACCUCUUACUGAACUCUCUAAUAGCACCCGACCUGUCAUUUGCAUGGCGAGAAUUUGAUAACACAGACUGGAAGAGCGUGCAAGUAGAAGAUUACAGUAGGUACACUGUAACACUUCGGGAGAUUCUGAGAGAUGAAAAAUCGAUAAUGCGUAAAACUAUACCUCGUUUUAACCGGGAACUAUACAGCUGGAACUUUAUGGGCAAGGUAAUCGAACUGAUCUGCGACGGCUUUGUAAGCUGUAUUUUCAAGCUUCUAAAACCAAGGCCACCGUUUGCCAACCUGAAUGUUCCCCGUACACUACAAGUAUCGCAAGUUGUGAAUAUUGGUGAACAAUUGCAGCUGGACACAGAAUGUCUCAGACAAGCGCUGAUCCAAUGGGCCGAUGAUUUGGCCGAUAUGAUCAACGGCAGUGAUGCGUCCUCUAAAAGGAUCAAAAAACACAUUGAGCAGAGUUUUGAACAAUUGACAAGUUUCUUGAAAUUGCUGACGGUACCGCUAGACGUUCCUGACAUAUACCAGGAAAAUUACGCUGCAAUCACGGAUAACAAUAGAAACACUUUAUCGUGGUGCUUCGUUUUGGCUCUCAAAGGCCUUCCGUGGGAGCUUGCUAGAUGGAAAGCGCUUCAUCGAGCAUUUCAAGAUACCAAUGACAAGAACGCGGCAGAUUUCCCUCUGUUGCCUUUUUUCGCUCGAUGCAAGCCCAUUGCGCUUCAGUUCCAGUAUGAUUUGACCAGUAUAAAUGACCCUACGUGGCAAAAGUUUGUCCGAGAAGAGCUGAGCUUGACGCCAACAGUUGAAGGAAGUGCUUCAUCUAGCUCAGGUGGGAGGUCGUUAUCGCCAACGCCGCGUCUCGCACCGAGCAAGCUGAAUGGCAAUAUCAAGAAUUUAAUGUCAAAUGCGGGCUUUUUCCACAGAGGGGGGUAA